Messenger RNA from Ficedula albicollis (Collared flycatcher), 753 nucleotides. RefSeq names its product mitochondrial ribosomal protein S18B (gene MRPS18B). The record is from RefSeq and is a predicted model, not a curated record. The transcript has 4 exons. Gene Ontology annotation, cellular component: mitochondrion. Lineage: Eukaryota; Metazoa; Chordata; Aves; Passeriformes; Muscicapidae. Gene Ontology annotation, molecular function: structural constituent of ribosome. The coding region runs from base 447 to 737 and encodes 96 amino acids. Gene Ontology annotation, biological process: mitochondrial translation.
GGGAGGAUACUGGGAGGCAUUGGGGACACACUGGGAGUACUGGGAGGGCACUGGGGAGGCACUAGGGACCCACUGUGGACACACUGGGUACGCACUGGAGGGACACUGGGAGGCACUGGGAGGCACUGGGAGUGACUGGGGAUACACUGGGAAGCACUGGGGGGACACUGGGAGCGCUCUGGGGAUCACUGAGACACCUCAGGUGCAGUUUUGGGGUCUCUCAGUGGCCCUUUGGGGGACGCUGGGCUAUUCUGGGGGUUACUGGGCGGCACUGGGAGUGACUGGGAGUGCCCAUCCCCCAGCGCCGGGGCAGGCCCGUGGGGACCCCCUGCCCCCUCUGCCGGGACCGGAACCUGCUCCUGGAUUUUCGGAACGUGAAGCUGCUGGACCAGUUCAUCUGUCCCCACUCUGGUGUCAUCUUCCACCCCAUCCACACAGGGAUCUGCAUGCAGCAGCACAAGCGCCUGUCCCAGGCCAUCGCCCAGGCCCAAGCCCACGGUCUGCUCUGGCUCCACGUGCCUUUUGUGCCGGUUCCUGAGGAGGAUUUCUCCAACCAACACGCGGCCGUGGGGAAAACGCCCCCAGCGCCCGCCCUGAGGGAGCGGGGCCGGGCCUGGUACCCCUGGUACGAGUGGCAGCAGCCCCCUGCCGCUGAGGUGGCCCGGAUGCGCCGCAUUUACCGGGGAUUCCUCAAGGACAAUUACCCCGAUACCCCCCCAAACCCGGCGGGAAAAUAAAACGGUUUGAAAUCCC